AUGGCUAGCAACUCGCGAUCGCGUAGAAGUAGUGAGAUUUGGGGUUUCUUCGCCGAUUUAGGUGAUGGUAAAGCAAAAUGCAAUUAUUGUUCUAAGUGUAUUUCAUAUAAAGGAGGAAAUAAAUUUAAUCUAGCGCGUCAUGUUCGAGUGCUGCAUCCAACAGUGUCAUUGUCAGUCAGGCGCUUAGCGCCCCCUGCUCCUGCAUCUUCCGAUAUUUGUUGGAUAAAAAACCCGGACAAUACGGAACCAACAUCAGCAAAUGCCAGAAGCGAACAGCAGUUGGUGCCAGAUAAUAACAGUAUCACUUCAGUAUCAGAAAGCAGACCUCAAUAUCACGGAACAUUACCCAUGUAUUUUCCGAAACCUCUUUCUAACAAAAGAAAUCAGGAGAUAGAUUUCGCACUUCUGCAGACUGUUGUAAAGGAUUAUUUGCCCUUCAACAUAGUGGAAAGCAAACAUUUCCAAAGUUUUGUAGGCAAACUGAAUGGUGCUUACAGAAUGCCAUCUCGGAAGACCAUUUCCAAUACGCUGCUACAACAACAGUACGCAAUGAUAAAAGAAAUUGUGAGAGCCAAAAUUAAUUCUGCGGAAGCGGUUGUGCUGACAAUGGAUGGGUGGACCUCAACUACAAAUGAGAGUUAUUUCUCGGUGACAGCACACUACGUUAAAGACCUGGAGCUGGCGUCUUCCCUCCUAGAGUGCUUUAAAUACGACGAAAGGCACACGUCAGAAAAACUCUCGGAAGAACUGCUACGUGUCACAAGGGAAUGGGGCAUUCAAGAAAAAGUCGUGUGUGUCGUCAGCGACAAUGCUGCUAAUAUUGUGGGAGCUAUAAGACUCACAGCCUGGAAACACAUCCCCUGCUUUGCGCACACACUCAAUUUAAUUGUUCAGAAUGGGCUUCCGCACAUUCAACCCAUUCUGAAUAAAGUAAAAAAAAAUGUUGAAUUUUUUAAAAGAAGUUCGCAGGCCUGCACGAAACUGAAAAAGAUGCAGGAACAGUUAAAAGAGCCAGUUCUGACACUAAAACAGGACACUGUUACAAGAUGGAAUUCAACCUAUGAUAUGCUGCGAAGAAUAAUCGAGGUUAAGAAUUCCCUAAUGACAGUUAUCACUCUGAAUUAUCCGGAUCUUCCAAAUCUGACUGCAGAGGACAUUUCAAGUGUAACACAAGCCUGUGACCUGUUGAAAGUUUUCAAAGACUGCACUGAGGAAAUGUCAAGUGAAAAUGUUGUCACUGCUUCUAAAGUUAUACUCCUUAGUCGCUCGUUGAAAAAAUGGUGUUGCAGGUUUGUUAAUAACACUGAAAUUCAUGUAGACGUGCAACAGAUGGCCGAAAAGUUAGCUGAAGACCUAAAACGACGAUUUAGAAAUAUAGAGGAAAAUUCCAUUUUCGCGGAAGCAACUGCAUUGGAUCCCCGGUUCAAAUUACAUGGUUUUUCUGAUAAAAAUUCUGCUGAGAAGGUGAAAUUAAAACUGAUCAGGCACUGUGAGAAAUUUGUGACGAACACAUCCACUGCUACUGCAACAAUCUCAGUUCCAACCACUGAAUCUACUUCCAGUCUCUGGCUCGAAUUUGAUGAAGUGUUUUCCAGGCUGCAGACUAAUCCACACCCGAGAGCUGCUGCAGUAGUGGAAGUGGACAAAUACUUACAAGAGCCCCUGCUACAGAGACAAGGCAAUCCACUUCAGUGGUGGUCUGAACGGCUGUCAGUAUACCCCUCGCUCUUUGAACUUGCAAAAAUACGACUCUGUAUUGUCGCAACCUCCACGCCGUGUGAAAGAGUGUUCUCGAAGGCAGGACACCUUAUAACUGACAGAAGAAAUCGUCUGACAGGGAAAAAAGUGGAACAAAUCAUGUUUUUAAACGGAAAUCUCUGA
Schistocerca nitens (vagrant locust) is the source of this 1881-nucleotide messenger RNA. Its product is annotated as E3 SUMO-protein ligase ZBED1-like. The transcript has a single exon. The record is from RefSeq and is a predicted model, not a curated record. Gene Ontology annotation, molecular function: protein dimerization activity; DNA binding. Lineage: Eukaryota; Metazoa; Arthropoda; Insecta; Orthoptera; Acrididae. Bases 1 to 1881 code for a protein of 626 amino acids.